Entrophospora candida is the source of this 771-nucleotide messenger RNA. The record is from the annotation of a GenBank genome assembly. Lineage: Eukaryota; Fungi; Glomeromycota; Glomeromycetes; Entrophosporales; Entrophosporaceae.
AUGUCUAAUCAUCUAAUAGAUAUUAAUAAUGAAAUUUUUGUAACAUCCUCAUCAUUGUUAUUAUGUGUUAUUAAAGCACGACUUGAUAAUGAUAAAGUUAGACUUCUUUUUAAACCACCUUGUGAACUCUAUUUAUCAAUAGAAGAAUUGAUUGCGCCAAGAUACAAUCCAACAAAAACCCCAAGACCUCAGAAUCGGUUUGUUUUGUAUCGAAAAAAUUAUAACAAAUCUCUUGAGGAUGGAACUAAUGUACCGAAUGUUUCAAAAGGUGCUGCGAAGGCUUGGAAUAUUGAAUCACACGAAGUAAGGAUGUACUUUGAAAUAUUAGAGAAUCUGGCACUUGAAAUGCUCAAGUUACUUUAUCCCGGUUACAAAUAUACAAGCUCAGGAGAUCAAUCACUAAGUUUUGAAGCUAAAGAACCAGGACCAGGACCAGGAUUACAACAAAAACAAAAUAAUACCGGUCACGUAACUCCAUCACCAUCGCCACAUCUGUCUUCUUAUACAAACGGUGAUACAAAUCUAUCACCGCUCACUUAUUCAAAUUUAUCUAAUAUUAAUUAUAAGAAUUCACUUUAUCUAUCUUAUACAAACGAUGAUACAAAUCCAUCGUCUUUUACUUAUUCAAAUUUGUCCACGCUACAUUCAGAUAAAAACGCACUUGAACUGUCUUCUUCUUACACGAGCGAUAUUACGAAUUCAUCGUCUUUCUCCAAUUCACUUACUUCUUUACUUCCAUGUUUUACACCACCUCAUUCUACUAUUAAUUAG